CAUGCACACACCGUAAACCGUGCACACACAUGCAAGUAUUCUUAAGACAUCGUUCGUGCACCGUUCUUGAAUGACAUGCAAUAUCCGGAUUCAAGUCCAAGAACAUAAACAACUCAACAUCAGAUGAAGGUGACGCCUGUCAAAAUCUGGAGACAAAAUAUUUUGGUGAAUAACAUUGAGAUGCUGCAGGCUCAUCCCUGGAGGAGGCCAUGGCUGAAGCAUAUCUCCAGCAUCUCGUCUUGGCUGGUGGCGACCUCGCGCAUGAAAUCUGUUCAGAAUAGGAGCACCCUCUACAUUCAGCCAUUACGAUGGCUAUGGCUGAGUAACAGACGCGAUGGCAGCAGGCAGGUCCGUACAAUACCUGUUUUGAAUGCGUAUCUCAUUGCUUCCAAUAGAACAGGAAUUAUACAGUAUUAUUUCAGUUUUGAACACAGAUCUCGAAGUUCCAGAGGACGGGAAACUCAACCUCGAGGCUAUGUUCUUAUGCAAUAG
This is a messenger RNA of Penaeus vannamei (Pacific white shrimp), 492 nucleotides long. The record is from RefSeq and is a predicted model, not a curated record. Lineage: Eukaryota; Metazoa; Arthropoda; Malacostraca; Decapoda; Penaeidae.